AUGGAGCGGUCGCGGCGGCUCCUGCUGUCGGACUACGACGGCGCCAUCGAGUCGCCGCUGCCGUCGCCGCCGCCGCCGUCCUCGGCCACGCCGUUCCGCCCCGGGGUGGCGGUCGUCGUCGGCAUCCUCACCAGCGUCUUCUCCAUCACGUUCCUGCUCCUGCUCUACGCCAAGCACUGCAAGCGCAGCGCCGCGGAGUCGUCGGGGCCCUACGGGAGCGCCGGCGGCGGGUUGCGGUCCUCCGGCGCCGGCGGCGCGGGGGGCGGGGACAGGAGGAACUCCGGCGUCGACCGCGCCGUCGUCGAGUCCCUGCCCGUCUUCCGCUUCGGCGCGCUGCGCGGGCAGAAGGAAGGCCUCGAGUGCGCCGUCUGCCUCGGCCGGUUCGAGCCCACGGAGGCGCUCCGGUUGCUGCCCAAGUGCCGCCACGGCUUCCACGUCGAGUGCGUCGACACGUGGCUCGACGCGCACUCCACCUGCCCGCUCUGCCGCUCCCGCGUCGACCCGGAGGACGUCCUCCUCCUCCCGGAGCCACCCAAGCCGUCUACCACGGGCCCCCCUGACCCGCCGGAGACGAAAGCGGCGGCUGCUGCUCCGGGCGGAGGAUCUCCGGCCGGCACUCCACGGGUUCAGUGCGCGCGCCGGGGCGUCGGCCCCGCCUCGCGGCGGUCGGCCGACGGCGGCGCCGCGGUCGGGUGCUUCGACGGCGCCAAGGUGCGCAAGGACCGGGUGCUGCUGGUGGAGCCGGCGGCCGUGGUGGCGGAGCCGGACCCCGUGGCGUUCGACCGGCGGUUCGGGCACCGCAUCCUGGUGAGCACCGCGGGCGGGUGCGAGGGCGAGACGGCCCCCGCGGCGCAGCAGCGGUGGAGCGACCUGCGCCCCUCCGACCUCAUGUUCGUCCGCGCCGAGUUCCUGGUCACCGAGGCCGGCCGCUACUCCUGCUCCGCGGCCGUUGUCAACUUCGGCAACGCCAGGAGCGCCAUCGGCGUGCGGAGCCUGUCGGAGCUCGCGGCGGGGGUCCGCCGCCUCCCGCCCAUCCGCGCCGGCGCGUGCGAGGGCGAGGGCGAGGGGGGGAGGCCGAGCCACGAACCGGUGGCGGCGGCGGCGCCCGGCGGUGGCCCGGGUCGAGAUGGUGGGCUCCCCGUGGGACCCCGCCCGCGCGUAACGGCCCUAUCGCCUAGGCCUUCGUGGCUCGGGACCCCACGUUGCAGCCGGGAGAAAGUUUUUUCCGCCGUCGACGUCGUGCAUGCCAAAGUGCCCCCUGAGAUGCCACGCAAUUGCAAGCGGCGGGGCUGGCUGGCCGCUCUCCGUGGUCGCCGGCGCGUCACGUGA
Molecule: messenger RNA, 1329 nt
Organism: Miscanthus lutarioriparius
Lineage: Eukaryota; Viridiplantae; Streptophyta; Magnoliopsida; Poales; Poaceae
Source: the annotation of a GenBank genome assembly